Molecule: messenger RNA, 360 nt
Organism: Staurois parvus
Lineage: Eukaryota; Metazoa; Chordata; Amphibia; Anura; Ranidae
Source: the annotation of a GenBank genome assembly
CUGACAUUCUGACACUGGGGGGGACUAACUUGGUGCCACUGAAACCUCAGUGAUACCAAUACAGUGAUCAGUGCUUAAAAAAAACCCCAAAAAAGCACUGACACUGGGCAGGAAGGGGUUAACUGUGUGAUGGGAGUGUUUUACUAGGGGGCAGGGGUGUUCUUCACUGUAAGCACACUGAUCGGGAUGGCUGUACUGUGCACAGCCAUCCCGAGCAGUGUGCCCGAGCUGACAGGGAAGAUGGUUUGUAAACAAAACAAUCUUCCUCUCCGUCGGAGAUGCUCGGUAAUCACCAGGCGCCAGCAGGUAAUUACUGGCCGGGACCCAGUGAUUGAUAUCCGCAGCCACGAAUGGUGGUGC